Lynx canadensis (Canada lynx) is the source of this 2203-nucleotide messenger RNA. RefSeq names its product delta/notch like EGF repeat containing (gene DNER). Lineage: Eukaryota; Metazoa; Chordata; Mammalia; Carnivora; Felidae. Gene Ontology annotation, molecular function: calcium ion binding. Gene Ontology annotation, biological process: heterophilic cell-cell adhesion; establishment or maintenance of epithelial cell apical/basal polarity. The record is from RefSeq and is a predicted model, not a curated record. Gene Ontology annotation, cellular component: plasma membrane; protein-containing complex. The coding region runs from base 1 to 2172 and encodes 723 amino acids. The transcript has 15 exons.
AUGCCGAAUGAUACAGGUUUCUCGGCCUCAUCCUUGGAGUUUUUGAUAAGCAGCCUGUGCGACCUGUGUGGCCUGGGCCACGUCACAAGCUCCAUCAGCACGUAUAGGCCCUCCUCCUGGGCCUUGUUGGGUUCGGGCUCCUCAGACGCCCUUCCCAUCCCCUGGAUGACUCUGCCCACUGAGCAACAGCUCUUUAUUCCCGAGCUGGUGGAGCUGACUCCAGGGCACGGCGGGUUGGACACUGCUCUUGUUGCGGAUUCCUGUGCCAGCAGCCCUUGUCACCAUGGCAACUGCAGCAGCAGCAGCGAUGGCUACCUCUGCAUUUGCAAUGAAGGCUAUGAAGGUCCCAACUGUGAACAGGCGCUUCCCAGCCUCCCCGCCUCUGGCUGGACCGAGUCCAUGGCCCCCAGGCAGCUUCAGCCUGUCCCCGCCACCCAGGAGCCUGACAUCAUCCUGCCCCGCUCUCAGGCGACCGUGACUCUGCCCACCUGGCAGCCCAAAACAGGGCAGAAAGUUGUAGAAAUGAAAUGGGAUCAAGUGGAGGUGGUCCCAGAUAUUGCCUGUGGGAAUGCCAGUUCUAACAGCUCUGCCGGUGGCCGCCUGGUAACCUUUGAGGUGCCACAGAACACGUCGGUCAAAAUUCGGCAAGACGCUGCGGCCUCGCUGAUUCUGCUGUGGAAGGUCACUGCCACGGGAUUUCAGCAGUGCUCCCUCAUAGACGGACGGAGUGUGACUCUUCUCCAGGCGCCUGGGGGUCUGGUCCUCUUGGAAGAGAUGCUCGCUUUAGGGCACAAUCACUUCAUCGGUUUUGUGAACGAUUCCAUUACUAAAUCUAUUGUGGCUUUGCGCUUAACUCUGGUGGUGAAGGCCAGCACCUGCGUGCCGGGGGAGAGCCAUGCAAAUAACUUGGAGUGUUCAGGAAAAGGAAAGUGCAGCACGAAGCCGUCAGAGGCAACUUUCUCCUGUAGCUGUGAUGAUCAGUAUGUGGGCACUUUCUGUGAAGAAUUUGAUGCUUGCCAGAGGGAGCCUUGCCAGAACAACGCCAGCUGCAUAGAUGCAAAUGAAAAACAAGACGGGAGCAAUUUCACCUGCGUCUGCCUUGCUGGUUAUACUGGAGAGCUGUGCCAAUCCAAGAUUGAUUACUGUAUCCUAGACCCAUGCAGAAAUGCAGCAACAUGCAUUUCUAGUCUCAGUGGAUUCACCUGCCAGUGUCCAGAAGGGUACUUCGGAUCGGCCUGCGAAGAAAAGGUGGACCCGUGCGCCUCGUCACCGUGUCAGAACAACGGCACCUGCCACGCGGACGGCGUGCACUUCACCUGCAGUUGCAGCGCGGGCUUCACGGGGCCCACGUGCGCCCAGCUGGUGGACUUCUGUGCUCUCAGCCCCUGCGCGCACGGCACCUGCCGCAGCGUGGGCACCAGCUACAAAUGCCUCUGUGACCCAGGUUACCACGGCCUCUACUGCGAGGAGGAAUACAACGAGUGCCUGUCUGCUCCGUGCCUGAACGCAGCCACCUGCAGGGACCUCGUUAAUGGCUACGAGUGCGUGUGUCUGGCCGAGUACAAAGGAAUCCACUGCGAGUCUUACAAGGACCCCUGUGCUAAUGUCAGCUGUCUGAAUGGAGGCACCUGUGACAGUGAGGGCCUGAAUGGUACAUGUGUCUGCGCACCAGGGUUUACAGGUGAAGAGUGUGACAUCGACAUAAAUGAAUGUGACAGUAACCCCUGCCACCAUGCUGGCACUUGCCUGGACCAGCCCAACAGUUAUACCUGCCACUGCCCACACGGCUGGGUGGGUGCAAACUGCGAGAUCCACCUGCAGUGGAAGUCCGGUCACAUGGCGGAGAGCCUCACCAACAUGCCCCGGCACUCCCUCUACAUCAUCAUCGGGGCCCUCUGCGUCGCCUUCAUCCUGAUGCUCAUCAUCCUCAUCGUGGGCAUUUGCCGCAUCAGCCGCAUCGAGUACCAGGGCUCUUCCCGGCCAGCCUACGAGGAGUUCUAUAACUGCCGCAGCAUCGACAGCGAGUUCAGCAAUGCCAUCGCCUCCAUCCGGCACGCCAGGUUUGGAAAGAAAUCCCGGCCUGCGAUGUAUGAUGUGACCCCCAUCGCCUAUGAGGAUUACAGCCCCGAUGACAAGCCCCUGGUCACACUGAUUAAAACAAAAGAUUUGUAAUCUCUUUUGGGGGGGGGGAAUUAUUUUUCAA